AUGAGUGUUUCUUUUUAAUCAUAUAAAUAUAGUUUUUUGACCUAAAAAUUAAAAAAGUAGAUCAUAAAAAAUGAUUUUAGUUAUCAAAACUAAGAUUUAUUUAUUGACACAAAUAAAUAGUGCAAAACCUCAGAAUCCAGUUAAAAAUAAUAAAUUCAGUUCUCUAAGAUGGAGGAAAAAAACAUAUUUUAAAUUCAAAGACAUAGAACCUAAUCAGUUUAAUAGCAGAAAUCUUUUUCCGUUAAGAAAAAUAUUUUUAAUAACAAAAAUGUAUAAUAAAAUAUAUAAUAGCAGCUCUAAAAGCCUAGCUAUUGUGAAGAAAAAUCUAAAUUAAAUAAUAAUAAUAAUAAUGUCUUCAAUAAAGUUUCAUAGUAUAAUAAUGUAAGUGUAUUGAUUAAAUCAAACUAAAAUAUUAGAGUUAGUAAAUAGAUUAUAAAAAUACACAAAGAAAGUCUAAGGAGUAUAUUUGAAGUCAUCAACGAUUAAAAUAUUUUUAAUUGCAUUUUUUAGUAUCUUAAUUCAUAUGAAUUAUUUUAUUCAUUCAGAAAUGUCUGUAGAAAGGCUCGCCAGUUGAUAAAAUAUUAUUUUCUUGAACAUAAUUUUGAAUAUUCACAAAACGAAGAAGACUACUAAAAUAAAUACUACGAUUAGCGUUUAAUAACAUACAUUAACAAUAAAUUAUGGAUUAAUACAAAUUUAAAAUAGUUCCUAUAAGAAAGCAUUGAUUAUGGGGUUGUAAGAAAACCAGUUAAUACUUUUCAUAAUUAAAUAAUUCAUCUUUUUAACAUUGCUCUGUAAUUUUAAGGAUAUUAAGUAGAAUUAAACAAGACUUAUGAAACGAUCAAGAAAAUUGGAAUAGAAAAAUGCUUUUCUUAUUUAUAUGAUAUCACAAGUCUGCCAAACUCUUGUGCUUAGAUAACUUUAAAGGAUCUUUAUUGCUUUGAUUACUUGAGAAGCUAUUCUAAUACUUAUUCAAUAAUUUUAAAUUGUUAAAUAAGAAUAUAUCGUUUCUGA
Tetrahymena thermophila SB210 is the source of this 1014-nucleotide messenger RNA. RefSeq lists its product as hypothetical. The record is from RefSeq and is a predicted model, not a curated record. The transcript has 2 exons. NCBI's taxonomy places the organism in Eukaryota, Ciliophora, Oligohymenophorea, Hymenostomatida, Tetrahymenidae.